AUGGACAACACAUCGCAAGGUCAGAGACCACGAAAAACUCGGACGCGAAUAGGCAGCGCGUGCACGCGGUGUCAGAGACGGAAAAUCCGAUGUGACACCUUGUCCCCAGCCUGCAGUGGCUGUCAGCGAGCAGGCGUGCCAUGCAUCGGCGGAGGAGGCGCUUCACGCGAGUUUUCUCAGAGUUACGUUGCCGAUCUAGAGUCUCGAAUCAAAUGGCUCGAAGCCAUUGUUCAAGAGCACGUCCCCAGCAUCGACGUGACUGCUGGACCAGGCCAUUCGCCUCGCAUUGAGGGGGCCAUUCCAUCCGGUGACUGGAACGCCCCGCAGCGCACUCAGGAAAGCUGCGAGACCAGAGAUGUUGAAUCCCCCGACGAGAUCACGGAUCAGAUUGGACUGGUCUCCAUCGCAACUGGGUCAGAUCUGCGCUACCUGGGCCCGUCGAGUGGGCUGUUCUUCACCAAGUUUGUCCUGGCUGGGCUUGGAAAGCGACUUGAUGCCGACAAGAACCCCAUCCCAGGUGCCAAACCUGAUGCUUUGGCCGUUCCGUCCGAUCUCUUGGUUCCCCAACCGAAGGAACUGCCUUCCGAUCCCAGGCAUACGCGAUGGCUCUCCCAUGCUUAUUUCGACAUUGUUCACCUUCAAUUUCCGAUUCUACACGAACCUUCGCAUUGGGAAACCAUUGAAAAGAUCUACGCCGACGCUGAGGUCACCGCGGUGCACAAGUUCCAGGUUUUGAUGGUCAUCGCAAUAGGUGCAUCCAUACUCUCCCACCGGACAAAGGUCAUGUUAUCAGCCGAGGGCUACUUCGCUUCUGCCAUGAAACUAGUGGAUGCCGUAAUGAAGUCUUCAUCGCUUGGUGUCGCGCAAUGCAUCUUGCUUCUUCAGAUGUAUGCCCUCAACAACCCAACGUCAGGGCUGAGCCUCUGGACUCUUCAUCACCAUGGACUGGCACUGGCAAUUGAGCUGGGUCUGCAUCGAAAUGUGCCAGCGAGUAAUUUCACGCCCUUGGAAAGGGAGGUCCGCCGCCGGAUCUUUUGGUGCACCUACACAAUUGACCGGCUCUUGAGCACGCUGAUGGGACGACCGAUGGGCGUGGUCGAUGAGCAGUGCGAUCUCAACUACCCGUUAGACAUCGACGAUGAUCAGCUCCGGACGGAGCAUCCGAAAUCUCGACAAAGCAACGACCCACUUACCAACAUGACCAGCGCCGUCCAUCUCUUCAAACUGGCCCGGUUCAACAGUGAGAUCAAAUGUGUCCUGUACUGCGUUGAUCGACAAUAUCCCCCAUACACACAGCCGGUCGUCACGGACGCAGAGAGCUGGAAAGUUGACAUUCUGAUGCGCUUGCGACAAUGGCGUGAAGACAUCCCAAGACAUCCGGAAGCAAGUCCACGGUCCUACAUCAACCUUAUCAGUGAAAUCAAGUAUCAUGAACUGGUCAUGCUAGUCCUCCGACCAAACCCUCGCUUCCAGAACCCCGACAAGGCGUCCCUCCGAGAGUGCUUUUCCAGCGCCAUGACCUGCAGCGAGCUGUACCACCAGCUGUACACUGCCAAUUCCCUGCAUUACGGAUGGAUCAGCGUCCAUUCCCUUUUUCUAUGCUUAAUGGUCAUGUUCUACUGUGUUUGGACCCCCCAGGGCAUAGCCGAGGAAGCAGAUCUCGACUCUCUGAUGCGGGCGUUAAAGGCUUCAUCAGACGUCCUCAGCGCUAUGGGCGAGUACUGGCCGGAGGCAAAAAGAAGUCGCGACGUCCUCGACCGUGUUUUAAUGGCAACAAUUCGACGCUUCACUCGCCACUCGAGCACAAUACAACGCAGUCCUAUGCCUUUGGGCUCACAGGGUUCCAUGACUAUGCAAUCGCUUUUCCCCUCCGAUAACACCGCCGAGGGGAGCUACACGAACGUGUCUGCAAACCCUGCCCCGCCACUUCAACACGAGGAUGCGGGCGCGGGUGCUGAUCUAUUUGGUUCCAACUACGGAGACCUCGAGACUUCGUUCGCGUCUACAGAUCUACUCUCUCACUUCUUGGGCUCCAGUGCAGAUGCGAUAAUGGGCUAUUCGUAUGAUUUCGAACAACUUGGGGACAGAGAGGCUGCGGGGUGGAUUGGCGAAAGUCUGCGUGAUUUUGGGCGUCCAUAUUAG
Messenger RNA from Aspergillus mulundensis, 2142 nucleotides. Its product is annotated as Zn(II)2Cys6 transcription factor. The transcript has 4 exons. Gene Ontology annotation, biological process: positive regulation of transcription by RNA polymerase II; DNA-templated transcription. The record is from RefSeq and is a predicted model, not a curated record. NCBI's taxonomy places the organism in Eukaryota, Fungi, Ascomycota, Eurotiomycetes, Eurotiales, Aspergillaceae. Gene Ontology annotation, molecular function: sequence-specific DNA binding; zinc ion binding; DNA-binding transcription factor activity, RNA polymerase II-specific. The coding region runs from base 1 to 2142 and encodes 713 amino acids.